AUGAAGAUAAAUAGUUGUGGUGCUGAUGUUCAUACUUCACAAAAUCCGAGGCUCAGCUUUGAUUUGGUGUCAAAUGCUGUAUCUGAACAUGUUAGGGACAAACCACUAAUGUGCCCCACUGAUGUGGCAUAUACUUUCAAGGCAGACUAUGGACUUGAUAUCAGCUACCAUAUAGCAUGGUUAGGUGUUGAGAAAGUGAGAAAUGCUAUGCAUAGUGAUUACUUAACAUCGUUUGACCAACUGAGAUGGUAUGGUGAUGCUACUAAGCAUUAUAAUCCGGAAAGUCAUAUCAAUAUUGACUGUGAUGUUAAGACUAGUCAAUUUAAAAGGUUUUAUGUAGCAUUCGCUACAUGCAUCAAUGGCUUCAAAUAUUGUUGCCCUUUGCUUUUUCUUGAUGUAACAUUUCUAAAAGGGAGAUACAAAAGGCAAUUGCUUGCAGCGACAGCUAAAGAUGGAUCGUUUCUGGUAGCCUUUGCAAUAGUUGAUUCGGAGAGGGAAUCGAAUUGGUCAUGGUUUUUAUAUGAACUAUCAAAAGUAAUUGUUGAUGAUAGAUGCAUGACGUUUGUAUCUGAUUGUAACCUACGGCUUUUAGAAGCAAUGCCAAAGGCAUUCCCAUCAGCAUAUCAUGGAUGGUGUUUACAACACCUAAAGAAUAAUUUUAGGGACAAGUUGAAGGGUAUGGAGAAUGGUUUCAAGGAACACUUAAUAGGCCAGUUGGAUGAUUGUGCAUAUGAACCUAUUGUGACGGGUUUUCAUACAUUACUAGAAGAGUUGAAGAGUGAGGGGAAACAACGAGCAUAUUACUUCUUGUCAAGGUUGGAACCUGAACAUUGGGGAAAUGCUUACUUUAAGUAA
Camellia sinensis is the source of this 855-nucleotide messenger RNA. RefSeq lists its product as uncharacterized. Lineage: Eukaryota; Viridiplantae; Streptophyta; Magnoliopsida; Ericales; Theaceae. The record is from RefSeq and is a predicted model, not a curated record.